GACAAAUGUCAACGAGCUAAAAAGAAACACCAAAAAAAUACAAAAAAAAAAUAUAAUCCAAAACUAAACAACAAAAAAAGUUUUCUUUUAAUUUGUUUAAAAGAAUAUUGUAGUUCUUUUUAUUUAUUUAUUAACAAAAUGCUUUGCAUUUUGUGUGUUUGUGGUCGCGAACAAACAAUCGACAUAUUCAGUGAAGAAGGUUUAACAUUAAAUGUAUGCAGUAUAAUUACUAAACAUUUUUGGAUUCAGCCUAAUAAAGAUGACAAAAAUUCAAGACUCAUUUGUACAUCCUGUUGGGAUGCAUUGGAUGCAUUUCAUAAAUUCUUUGAACAAGUUGAAGCUGCACAUUUGGCAUUGAUUGUUGUUGAAGAUGUUAAAGAAGAGCUUAAAGAAGACUUUGAAACCAGUUUACCAUCAAACACCGAAAACGUCUUAAACAUCGACUUAAAAUCUAACAUUGACAACAGCACCCACGUUAAACAAGAUUCAACUAAUUUACAAAAAACAGAAGACUCUGACUCUGAGCUCCCAUUGUCUGUUUUAAAGAAAACUUGCAAAACAAAUCCUAAUACCACAUCGAGCAAUGAUGAUCAGGAAUCAUCUGCUGAAUGGCAAGAUCCACAAUCAGAUGGUGACAAUAAUAAUGAUGAGGAUGGUGAUUUCCAAAAUGACGAUGAUGAUGAUGACGAUGAAGAUGAUGAUGAUGAAGAAGAUGAAAAGGAAAAACCAAAAGCUAAAAAAAUCAAAACAGAAACCAUUCCAAAAGAAGAACAAUUGACAAAAUCUGGAAAGAAACGAGGUCGUCCACUUAAAGGAACUCCCAGAAAAACUACAUCCCCCAAACAAGUUUCCGAAGAAGUUGUUAAAAGAAAACAACUAUCACAAGAGUAUGAUAAAAUCAUUCAGGAGCACAUGAAGCUAUCGUGUAGUAUUUGUCUUACGAUUCUGCCAAACUUUUCCUGUCUUCGGAAACACUAUCGCACUCAGCACAACAAACGAGGCUAUGCUUCUUGCUGUGACAAGAAAUUCCACAGCAAAAGUAUUCUAGUUGAUCAUAUCCAUACUCAUUUGGAUCCGGAGCGUUUCAAGUGUGAGAAAUGCAGCAAGGUUCUAGCUGAUCGCCGAUGCUUGGAGGUUCACAUGGAUAUGCACAUUGAGGACAAUCAACGGACCUAUCAGUGUGAUCAGUGUAAUAAGAGUUUCACCAAGGAGAUACUCCUCCAACGACACAUGCAUAUUCACAUACCCGAGGAGGAGCGAAAGUUCCCGUGUGAGGAGUGCAAUAAGCUUUUCUCAUCGAGUUAUACUCUAAAAGCGCAUAUAAACAAUGUCCACCAGAAUACUUAUGGAAAAAUCUGCGAUCAAUGUGGCAAGUGUAUACGUGGUCGGGAAGCAUUCCAAAGGCAUUUGCUGGAACACGCUGGUAUUCCCACACCUGGGGAACAAUGUGAUAAGUGUGGAGCGAAACUGAAAAACAAGUACUGUCUCAAAAGACACAUUAGUGCUAAACAUGCGGAUUUGAAUGUUCCACAUGUUUGCAUUAUUUGUGGUAAAACAGCACCUAAUGAGCCUGCAUUGCAGAGGCAUUACUAUUAUGUUCAUCGAUGUCAACGUAAUCACAAAUGUCCAAUGUGUGAAAAAGCCUUUAAAAAAGCCAGUGGAUUGAGAGAACACAUGACAACACAUACUGGAGAGAUACUCUACACAUGUCCAUAUUGCCCGAAGACAUUCAACUCAAAUGCUAAUAUGCAUUCCCAUCGUAAAAAAAUGCAUCGCAAAGAAUGGGAAGAGACACGUCUUGCAGCCGCUCAAAAUAAUUAAUUUAUAAAAAGAAAUACUUAAUGAAAAGGAAUGGGAAUUGGGUCUCCGUUUUUUAAUUAUCAAAAUGCUUUUUCUUUUUUACCGUUGUCAAAUUAGACUGAUUUUAAUUUAUACCUACUACUUAAAGUAGCAACAUAAAAAUAAACUCCAAAGAUGGACAUAGAUAAACACUAUUUUAAAAGUGCACUAUUUAAUAUGUCCAGAAGGAGUUUAAAACCAAAUUCAAUACAUAUUUUUUUUUAUAUUUUAUCCGUUUUUUUUUAGAUAUCCCAGUCCUGUCUUGUCCUUAAUGAAUGUACAUAUUUAUUUAGAUAAU
Messenger RNA from Episyrphus balteatus (marmalade hoverfly), 2137 nucleotides. RefSeq names its product transcription factor grauzone-like. Gene Ontology annotation, cellular component: nucleus. Lineage: Eukaryota; Metazoa; Arthropoda; Insecta; Diptera; Syrphidae. The record is from RefSeq and is a predicted model, not a curated record. Gene Ontology annotation, molecular function: zinc ion binding. The transcript is spliced from 5 exons. Bases 139 to 1821 code for a protein of 560 amino acids.